AUGGACUGGCUAUCUCGGUCCGUCAAACGACGAAGCGGUUACGACGUAAGUGAAGUUUUCACUCAUCUGUUGGUAGCGCCAUCCGAUUGGCCUCACGUCAGGGUCGUGAACGAACUCGCCACGACUAGAAGUCAGCACAGAGAGAGCGAUGGCCCUCUGUGUCCGGUAUGUUCAGUCACACUGAUAGAACCACAACACGAGGCGGUCGAACAGAGGUUCCCGCAAACCCAGACAUCGGUCGAGCAGGGGCUCCCGAUUCACAACGAGACGGUCGAACAGAGGUUCCCGCAAACACAGACAUCGGUCGAGCAGGGGCUCCCGAUUCACAACGAGGCGGUCGAACAGGGGUUCCCGCACACACGGACAUCGGUCGAGCAGGGGCUCCCGAUUCACAACGAGGCGGUCGAACAGGGGUUCCCGCACACACGGACUUCGGUCGAGCAGGGGUUCCCGAGUUCUAGCGAGGCGGUCGAGCAGGGGCUCCCGCAUACACACACAACGGCCGAGCAGAGGCUCCCGAUUGUAACCGAGGUGGUCGAGCAGAGGCUCCCACAUACAUCUGAGGCGGUCGACGACGAGCUCCCGCCUCUUAUCGACGAGAAUGAACGGGCUGUGGACUUAAAUGUGAACGACGUGGUGGAGACAGAGCUCCCACGUCUAGCGGGGGGUACUUCAUCCUCCAGCGACAGCGACGUUCCAGCCUCGAGCAGUGGCUCAAGACGCAAGAGAAAGCAUAAACGCAAGAAAGGUGCACGCCGAUCACCAAGACGACGAAAUUCUCGCUCAAGCGCCGUUGACGAUGAUACUGUAUUGACGGAAUCCGUUUGUGCGCUUGAAUAUGUGGAAGGGUCUUCACAUCGUGGCCGCUACGUUGAGGUAGCGAGCCCUCCGUGCACUGUUGCAGAGAUCACAUCUCUAUUAACCCUACCAUGGAAAGAUUUUCUUCACGACCUCAAGGCCGGCGACAUCGAGCAAGUGUGCAUCAUAUCAGCCGCCGAAGCAGCUAGUGGAGAAGUUCUGGAGGCUCGCCCAAAGAGCGCUGAGCCCAAAUCAGCGCGCGAAGAACGUUUCGUGGCACAGUCUUGGGAAGCCCUUCGUGCUUCGGGCAACCCUGUCUAUGAUAUCGCGCGUGAGUAUGCCGACAUCUUUCCGAGAAUAUCCCCGCUGAGCUUCCAGCGGAUCGUGUGGCCGCUACCGCGUGACCAAGUCAUCGCAAUUGAUGAAUUUUUUGAGGGCCGCCGUAAGGCAGGACACGUCCGCGAAAGCAUAUCGCCACAUUCGAGUCCGACUUUCUGUGUGAAGAAAGCCACCGGCGGUUGGCGCAUCGUGCAUGCUUUUAACAAGUUGAAUGACGCCACGAUCCCGGCUCAAACACCAAUUCCUCGGAAAGACAUGGUACUGGAUACCAUGUCCGGCAGCGAGAUUUUUAGCGCCAUAGACCUGACAGACGGGUUUUACCAGAUUUUAAUGAGGGACAGUGAUAUCCCGUUCACCGCUGUCAGCACGCUGAGUGGCAUGCUUUGGGAGUGGCUAGUCAUGCCACAAGGCCUUAAGAAUGCUCCAGCAACGUUCAACCGGAUGGUGACACAAGUGCUUCGGCCACUACGUGAUUUCGCUCCAAGUUAUUUCGACGAUAUUUUUGUUCACAGCCGCGCUGAGCAACAACUCAGCGCUACGGAGGUCCACCUUCGGCAUUUGAAACAGGUGUUCCAAGUGAUGCGCGAGAACAAUCUGUACGCAAAUUUGAAGAAGUGCGUCUUCUGCGCUCCCGAGAUUCCAGUUCUUGGAUGCUAUGUUAGCAAGGAAGGUGUCCAUGCUGAACCCGAGAAAGUGUCAUCGAUAUGUUCAUGGCCUACGCCCAGGAACCAAACGGAACUACGCCAAUGGCUUGGCUUGGCCAAUUACUUGCAUAAGUAUACGAAGAACUAUGCAGAACUAAUCCAGCCACUAUCGACUCUACUGAAGAAAGACGCAGUUUGGUCAUGGAAAGCUGAACAUCACUCUGCCUUCAACUCUGUGAAAAAGAGCUUGUCUGAAGCACCAGUGCUGAUGUUGCCUGAUGAUUCCAAGCCAUUUCACGUCGUCUGUGAUGCGAGUAAUUUCGCUAUUGGAUGUGCCCUCAUGCAGUUUGACGAUGAGGGCCGAGAGCGCGUCGUGAUCUUUCAGUCACGACAGAUGAAACCCGCAGAGCGGAACUAUCCGGUACAUGACAAGGAACUUUUGGCUAUGCGUUACGCGCUGAUCAAGUUCAGAGUAUAUUUGCUCGGCAAGAAGAUGUUUUCGUUCUAUACAGAUCACGCAUCAUUGCGUACCGCCGUCAAGACUCCCCACUUGUCCCAGCGUAUGGCACGUUGGUUGUCAUACUUCUCAGAGUAUAAUUUCGUGGUCUUUUACAAACCCGGCAAGAACAACAUUCUUGCUGACGCGCUUUCUCGACGUCCCGAUUAUGAUCCUCGACGUGACAUGGGUCAUCAGCCAGGCAUUGCUGUAGACGAGGACGACGACAUUUGUUUAUGCUGUGCUGAGCAGGGGCUCAAUGCAAUGAUUUCGACACCUGAGCUGUCAAUCCGGACUCAAAUCGCUGAGUCAUAUGCGAACGAUUCAUUCUACACGGGAAUCAUCAAUUAUCUUCGACACCCUAGUGAGGGUUCACUCGCGAAGUUGACGAAACCAACGCGUGACAACAUCAAGCGGUACGCGCUUGAUGGUCCGCUGCUGACUUAUACAAUGGACGUUUUCGACCCACCGCGCGUCGUCAUCCCUGCUGAUGACGACCUCCGCGCACGAUUGGUGCAUGAAUUUCAUGACACUCCAAUUGGUGGUCAUUUGGGUCGCGAGAAGACGUUCGCGGCCAUCUCUCGUGUGUUUUUCUGGCCGCGUAUGUACAAAUACAUCCAGAAAUGGGUACGCUCUUGUGAAAUAUGCCAGCGUGUGAAGCCUGCGCCGUCUUCACAAGCUCCAUUGCGUCCGCUUCCGAUAGCCACGGAAGCCUGGCGUUCGGUCAGCAUGGAUUUCAUCUUUGGUCUCCCUCCGGACGAACAGAAACGCACGGGCGUAUUGGGUUUUGUGGAUCGAUUUAGCAAAAUGGUGCAUUUUGCUCCAGUCUCCGCGCACGUUACGGCGGAGACGACCGCGCAGAUCUUCAUCGAUCUCAUAUUUCGACAUCACGGCUUGCCUGAAUCAAUUGUUUCGGACCGCGGCCCGCGCUUUACAUCAGCUUUUUGGGCAACGUUGUUUCAACUAUUGGGCACGCGACUGCUUAUGUCUACGGCAGCCCAUCCAGAGACGGAUGGGCAAACGGAGCGCGUGAACAGAGUGCUUGAAGAUGUACUACGCAGUUAUGCAACAUCUUUCCAGUCGUGGAGUUCGUUUCUCCCUCUCGCUGAAUUUGCAAUCAACAACGCAAUUCAUGCGUCGACUGGGUUAACGCCAUUUUUCGUGAAUAACGCGAGGCACCCUCGCGUUCCAGCGCUUCUUGCUCUUUCAGCUUCAGCACACCCAGUUUCUCAGCUUGGUGGGGGAGUAUCUCCCGAUGACACUACGCGAAAAUUUUUGAUGAUUGGUAAUGUUGAAGACAAGGUUACUGCCGAUGCAACUCAUACUGUUAAUUUCGUGGCCAAUGGCAUAUCGAGUCCCGACGCGAUGCAUCCCAUCGCGUCUCCCGUCGCUAAUUUUGCUCCUAAAGAGUCCACUUCUCCUGUAAGUUCGGCUGCUGUGACCGAAUUCCUAUUACUACGGCAAAGUAUCACGCGUUUUGUACGCGAUGCACUCCAAGAAGCAGUGGAUAAACAAAAGGAGAACGCGGACAAGCGAGGUUGA
Molecule: messenger RNA, 3819 nt
Organism: Peronospora matthiolae
Lineage: Eukaryota; Oomycota; Peronosporomycetes; Peronosporales; Peronosporaceae
Source: the annotation of a GenBank genome assembly